Molecule: messenger RNA, 2363 nt
Organism: Ruditapes philippinarum (Manila clam)
Lineage: Eukaryota; Metazoa; Mollusca; Bivalvia; Venerida; Veneridae
Exons: 1
Coding region: 12-1646 (544 amino acids)
Biological process (GO): protein homooligomerization
Molecular function (GO): protein binding
Source: RefSeq, a predicted model, not a curated record
ACUUUGAUUUGAUGGACCCAAAUGGAGUUAGAGAAAAAGCAUUAGACCGUUUCAUAAGAUGGAAAAAAGAAACAAUGCCUGGUUUGAUUAAAGAAGUGGAGUCAGGAUAUCUAAGACAAAUCCGCCUUUUAAGACAUAGUUAUGACCCCACUCAGUUGGAAAAUGAUCGAUUUUCUGGUGAAGAACUUGACAACAUGCUGAAACAACCUGUGUCUCCUCUGAGGUCUUCUCCUACAAGGUCUCCAAAGAGGAUUAUUAAACUGAAGGACCUCGAGGACGUAAGCUCAGAUGAGCUUGACUACGAAGACCACACCGAUAGUUCUUCCUCAUCUUCUUCUUCGUCUAGCUCCUCAUCUUCAAGUACAUCUUCUAGUGACUCUAGUGUUGAACCUAGAAAAAAUCUAUCCACUGGAACUCGGAAACGUAAACGUGCCUGGAAGGUUUCACAUUUGUCGUCUUCCAGUGAUAGUGAAUCUGAGGGCGAAUCAGCUGUACCUGAAAAGAAGAACAAAUUAGUGGUGAAUGAUGAUGAAAAUAACAAAUCUAAAAUUACAAAGAAAGAGGGCAGAGUAAAUGUGGUACGGGAAAAAGAAUAUGGAGAUAAGAAAAAUGCAAAACAAAAUUCAGAUGUAGGUAAGAGUGUUAAGCCUGAUAAAAACAUAAACAGAAAUAAGGAAAUAACGAACGAAAAGAAAGGAGAAAGCAAGGAGAAAGAAAAAAAGACAAAUGAAAGUAAAAUAGAAAGUGAUAAAAUGUGUACUAACCCAGAGAAAGGAGAUAAGUUACGAAAAGUGAAAGAGAAGGAGAAAACAAGUGAAUCAGAUAUUGUUAAGAGAAAGACAGUGACUUUAACUGAAAAUACAAAGCAAAAUGAAGGAGAAAUAGCAAGUGAUAAAGGAUGUACUAAACAAGAGAAGAGAGAUAAGUUAAGAAAAGUGAAAGAGAAGGAGAAAACAAGUGAAUCAGAUAUUGUUAAGAGUAAGACAGUGACUUUAACUGAAAAUACAAAGCUAAAUGAUAUGCAAAAUGAAAGUGAAAUAGAAAGUGAUAAAAUGUGUACCAACCAAGAGAAGGAGAAAAUAGGUAAAUUAAAUAUGAGUCAAGGCCAGACAGUGACUGAAAUUAUAAAUAAAACUGAAAAUAAUUGUGAUGAAAACACGGGCGAAAUUGAAAGUAAUACAGAUGGUAGCACAGGAAAUAAUAAUGUGGAAGGUACACUUACCUCAGGACAGCAGACCUUAGAGUCAGUUAUACCCUUAUUACAACGGGCCCAAAAUGAAAGGAUAAUUUUAAAUAUUGGGGGUCAAAGGUUUGAGACAUCUCGGGUAACCCUACAAAGAGAGCCUUGCUCAAUUCUAUCAGAAGUGGUGUCUGAGGGAGGAAUGGUCCCGAAAAAUGGAAAUAUAUAUUUUAUUGACCGUGACCCAGCCCAUUUUCGGUUUGUGCUAAACUACCUAAGGAAUGGGGCGUGUGACUUAAGAACCUUACCCCAUGAUUUAAGGUAUCUAUAUGAGUUGUAUUACGAGGCUAGGUACUAUCGUUUGCCAAGUUUAGUGCAUGCUAUUAUAAGUAAAAUUGAGCAAGUAAGUGUGGUUGGCGCAAAUUUGGAACCAUUGCCUAUGACGGCACAUAAACUAGGACUAUAAUGGGUUAGCAGACAUAAUCAAAUUCAUGUGUUGUAGGGUAAUAAUUAUGUUGUUUUAUUGUACUUUGUAAAAUAAAUGUAAGAGUUUUGGGGACCAAAAGUUUUGUGGACGGGGGCAAUGUAACGACCCAAUGUUAUUAAAAAUAAUAUUGUAUUAUUAUGGUGUAUGUAAAUAUUAUGUAUGUACUAUUGAUUAUGUUUAAAGAUGUAUUUUGAUGGAAUUAGUUUAAGUGCAUUUAAUUUUACCACUCCCCACCCACUUUUAUAUAAAUAAAUGCACCCCGUAUAUUUUGUGUACAUGCAUAUUUUUAUCAAUAUGAUACUGAAUAUGAUUCUUUUGUUACUGUUGAAAUGUUUUCUAUGUCAUUGUUUUUACAUUAUAUAACUUUAAUAACUCCUGGGCAUUGUAUUCACAUUCAUAUUUGUGUAAAUAUAUUUUUCUUGUCAGUGAAUUUAUUAUUUCAGGGACACAUAUUUCACUUAUUAUAUGCUUUCUUGUUUAAAAUGUCAUAUAUAUCAAUAGACUUACCUUGGAUGCUUGAAUUUCCAUCACUGUAAUUCUUCUAGAUGUUUUUCAGAUGAUGUUAUUGAUGAAAUAAUAAUAAUUUUUCACUUACUUCCGUGUUUUGGCAGCCAUUUUGGCGCAUCAUCUACUUAGAAUUGUGACGUCAUCGGUAACGUAAUCUUUUCGCGAGAUAUUGUUUUUAUCUGCGCUGUA